CAGACAUGCAUUGUCGUUUCAAGAAUACCACGACUGACAUUGAUAUUAAGAAAUCGGCUGUGUUGUCCUUCGCGUUAUGAUGGAACGUUUCCUUUCUGUAGUUUCCAGCGUCCACAGAUUAUCAGCAUGCCUUUUCUCUCGGUCUGCGCGACAGCCAUCUGCCUCCUCACUCUCCACCACGCCCACGCAUCCGUAGGCGUCCUAGACAUCAACAACCUUCUCGAACCAAACCUCGAUUCAAAAUUGCUCACUCAUCACGAGGAGCAGCGACCGUACGCACCAUGGUCACACAAACCGCACUGCACAACAUCCACACGCCUCCCAACCCUCGGCCAAAAAUACUGCGUCUACACCUCGAAUACCACCGGACCCCAUGGCCUUAGCCUCAUCUUCCCUCCAUCUUCCGCACACCUCGCUACAGAAUAUCUCGACGACAACCCCCUGGACUCAUUUCUCACCCAGGCGGAAGCAGAGAAUCUCUUUCUAGGCGACGGCCCGCCGUGGACGAUAGUCGAUAUUCCAGGUAAGGACAAGGGCGUAGUGGCAACGCGAAAGAUCAAGCAGUAUGAGACGUUCAUGGUGGAUCAAGCGGCGGUCGUUGUAGAUAUGGAGGCGGAAAAGGCGCUUUCGCAGAAGGAGAAUCAGAACUUGCUUAAAGUUGCUGUGGACAGGUUACUCGUGCCGGAAAUGAUCAGGGAUAUGAGUGGGAAGCAUGAGGGGCAUAAGCACAAGACAGCGGGGGAGAAGGAGGGUUUUGCAGGUGCUGAUGAUAGGGAAGAAGAAGAUGAAGAAGAAGGGAAGCUAGAAGAAGACGUUAUGAAAACCAACGCGUUUGGAGGGACAGUUGCGGAGGUCAACAGUCGAGUGCUGUACCCCUUGAUAUCACGAAUCAACCACGCCUGCGCCCCAAACUCCUUCGUCCUCUUCUCCCGCGCAGGCGUCUCCAUGGCAAUAAAAGCCUACCGCGACAUCGCACCCGGCGAAGAAAUCACCAUCUCCUAUCUCCUCCUCGGCAUCCCGUUUGCCAAGCGCCAACACCUCAUCCACCGCUGGGGCUUCACGUGUACUUGCGACCUGUGCAGUCUGCCAGAGAGGCAGCGCGAAGCGUCUGAUCUUCGACGAACGAUGAUCGCGCAGGCUGAGGAGAAGAUGAUUGAGCUCGCGGAAGCAGGGGAGUUUGAUGAUGCUGUCGCGCUUGCCGAAGAGGCUGUUGAGAUGAUAAGGGAGGAAGGAAUAUACCCCACGCUUACGGACUCGUAUGCUAUGCUCGCUAUGCUGUAUCGCGAGAAAGGCGAUCGCGCCAAAUCCGAAGAGUACGGGCGCAAAACGCAGCAGUUACUAGGCGACUUGGGUUUCCUGGGGGUGGGCGAAGAGAGGCAGGCGUGGAGCUUGGAGAAGAUGAUGGGGAACAUUGAGGAAUCUGGGGGCAUAGGGAGCAAAUGGACGAAGGGGCCAGCGAAAGCAUGAGUGUUGCAGAGUGACAUAUGGUGUUCGAUAGGUUUACUAUUAACUGGGAGCGGGUUGAUGGCUUGAUAGAUGAAGAGAGGGUAGGUAGGGUAGACAGGGUAUAGUAACAUAAGCAAGCUAAAGAAACUCCACCUUCAUUGACUAAAUCAACAUUUCUACAACUCUUCGUCUUACUCAGUACCAGCCGCCGCACCACAUCCAGC
Messenger RNA from Cucurbitaria berberidis CBS 394.84, 1670 nucleotides. Its product is annotated as SET domain-containing protein. The coding region runs from base 127 to 1467 and encodes 446 amino acids. NCBI's taxonomy places the organism in Eukaryota, Fungi, Ascomycota, Dothideomycetes, Pleosporales, Cucurbitariaceae. The record is from RefSeq and is a predicted model, not a curated record. Gene Ontology annotation, molecular function: protein binding. The transcript has 3 exons.